This is a messenger RNA of Acanthosepion pharaonis, 1116 nucleotides long. Lineage: Eukaryota; Metazoa; Mollusca; Cephalopoda; Sepiida; Sepiidae. The record is from the annotation of a GenBank genome assembly.
AUGUCUUCCUUUAUCAAAUACUUAACUACCAAUUUUCUUUUAUCUUCUUUCUGCGCGAAUUCAUUCUGCUUUAUUUAUUCGCUGUCUCUCUUUCUCCCUUUCUCACUCUUUCUCUUUCUUACGCUUUCUCUCUCUCUCUUUCUUUCUUUCUCUUUCUUAGUUUUUCUUUGUUACACUUUCUGUCUUUUCUUUCCUCUCCCUCUCUUUGUUUGUCUUUCUUUCUUUCUUUCUUUCUUUCACCCUCUGUUUCUCUCUGUCUCUCUCUCUGUCUCUUUAUUAGUCUCUCUCUUUUUCGCGAACUUUUUCCCCUUUCUCUCCCUUUUUUCUCUUUUCCUAUCUGUCUCAUUCUCUCUUCUCUCUCUCUCUCUCUCCCUCUCUCUCUCUCUCUCUUCUUUGUGUCUCUGUUCCUUUUUCUCGUGUUCUUUCUUUUUCCAUCUCUUUCUCUGUGACCAUCUCUUUCUUUCUUUUUCUUUCUUUCUCUAUCUCUAUUUACUCUUUCUCGUCCUCUCUUUCCCCCUCUUUCCCUCUCUUUCUCUUUCAGGUCCUCGCUCUCUGUCUGUGUUUCUCUCUUUUCUUUCCCCCCCCUCUCUCUCUCUCUCUCUCUCUCUCUCUCACUUUAUUGCUCAAUUUUUCUUUCUCAUUUUCACUCUCUCUUUAUUCUCACUUUUUUCCUCUUUAUUUCUUUGUUUAUCCCCCUAUGGAUUUUUCUCACACUUGCUCUGUCUCUCUCCUUCUUUCUCUCUUUCUCUCACUAAUUCUUUCUCCUUAUCUUUUCUUUUCCUCGCUAUCUAUUUGUUCACUUUUUCUUUCUCCUUCUCUCUUCGAACCAUUUCUCGCUCUUCUUCUUCGAACCAUUUUCCUUCGCUUCAUCUCCAUUGUUAUUUUAUAUCCUCUUUUUCUCAUUCCUUAUUUUUCCUUCUUUCUUUCUUUCUUUCUUUUGCUUCCUUUCUUUAUACCUUUAUUUUUCUUUUUUCUUUCUUUUUUUUCUUUCUUUUGCCCUCUUUCUUUCCUUUUUUGCUUUCUUUCUUUUUUGUUUCCUUCGUAUUCUUUCUUUUUCCUUUUUCCUUUCCUUCUUUCUUUAUCUUUGACAAUCAAUUCGGCCUGACUACCUUUUAG